UUAUUUCGGAGCAAUUUUGAGGUUGGUUCGCCCUUUCUGACAUAAACGUAACGUGACAAUAAUGUUAUUAUAAAUAAGUUAAAUAAGUGGACAUUAUCUUUAAACGCAAGAUCUUUUUGAACGCAAGAUGGCACAUUUAUCACAAUUGAUUUCUUUUGGAUUACAAAACGCCCGGCAAAUUCUAGUAUCCUGCAAUAUUAAUAAUUUAGCAAAAUUAUGUGUCAGGCAUGCUUCAAAGAAAAGCGGUACUAGCACGAGCAACACGGGUGGCCAUCCUAGACCAAAACACAGAGGAUGGAAAGUACAGGAUGGGGCUACGGUACAAGCAGGCAUGAUAUUGGCUACACAACGGACAACUAGAUUCCAUCCAGGUCUUCAUGUUGGUUUUGGACGAAACGGAACUUUAUUUGCCAUUGAAUCAGGCAAAGUAGCGGUAACUUGUGAGAAAAUCGAUCCCAACUGGAAGCAUUUUUGGGUCAAACGCAACUAUGCCGGCCGUGAAAAUCAAGUUAUAUAUAAGAAAUACUUUAAUGUUAUUCCUGAGCCUCAACACAAUAGAUUCGUAUUGAUAGACAAAAUAUAAAUAUAUAUGUAUAGAAAAUGUGUAAAAAUUUUUUCACCGUCUCAAAAUUUCUAAUGUUUAAUAAAUGUAUUCUUGAUUAUAAAUAUAGAUAUUGUAUAAAAGUAACUAUACUGACCUUUUACUACACAGUUCAAAUAGAAGAUAAUAGAAAAUUGAAGUGUAAUUAGAAUUAUUAAUUUUUAAUCUACGAUAAAUGUAAUAAAAUUUUAUGAAACGCGCAUUAUAUGUGUGAAACAUGUCUGUAAGUACUUGUCCGUAAGAAAUAACAUCUUAAAAGAAACAAUUAAAAAUAAAUAUAAAUAAAUAUCUUUUUAAGCAAAAAAA
Molecule: messenger RNA, 907 nt
Organism: Wasmannia auropunctata (little fire ant)
Lineage: Eukaryota; Metazoa; Arthropoda; Insecta; Hymenoptera; Formicidae
Gene: mRpL27
Product: 39S ribosomal protein L27, mitochondrial
Exons: 3
Coding region: 128-583 (151 amino acids)
Biological process (GO): translation
Cellular component (GO): ribosome; mitochondrial large ribosomal subunit
Molecular function (GO): structural constituent of ribosome
Source: RefSeq, a predicted model, not a curated record